Galleria mellonella (greater wax moth) is the source of this 881-nucleotide messenger RNA. RefSeq names its product fatty acid-binding protein, adipocyte-like. Gene Ontology annotation, biological process: fatty acid transport. Gene Ontology annotation, molecular function: fatty acid binding. The record is from RefSeq and is a predicted model, not a curated record. The transcript is spliced from 5 exons. Lineage: Eukaryota; Metazoa; Arthropoda; Insecta; Lepidoptera; Pyralidae. Gene Ontology annotation, cellular component: cytosol; nucleus. Bases 232 to 642 code for a protein of 136 amino acids.
CAUAUUUUUAGUUCGGAAGCAAGUUUACUGCAUAAUUUGUAAUAUCGUACAAUUUGAAUUCGAAAAAUAAUAUUUAUAUUGCUUCUUUUAAUUUUUGUAACAAUAGAUAUAAAAAAUAGUUACCAGACUAGAUAGAUUUAUUUUACUUCUUCCCCCUGGGACCGUAACAUCCAUACAUAGAGGACAAAAUAUUCAUAUCUACCCUAGUUAAAUAAUAGCUAAGUAAGGAACAUGCCAUCUAUUACAGGAAAAUAUCAACAUUACAAAAACGAAAAUAUUGAUGAAUACUUUUUAGCUGUUGGUGUACCAUAUAUUGGCCGGAAAAUGAUGUCUUUUUCAUCACCAUUGAUGGAAAUUACAUUAGAUGGUGAUAAAAUGACUAUUAAAAAUGUUUCAUUGUUCCGAACUAUUGAACAUUCUUUUAAACUUAAUGAGGAGUAUGAGGAACACAUGCCUAAUACUAAGAUAAAGAGUAAAACUGUCAUUGUAAAUGAUAAUGAAAUGAUGACUGAAUCAGUUAUACCUGAAACAGGAGCCAAAUGUGGCAGACAUUAUACAUUUUCUGAUGAAGGUUGUGUCAUAACUCUCACACAUGAAAAAGCAGCAACACCAGGCAAAAGAUAUUUUAAGAGGGUUAAUUAAGCUUUGAUGAAAGGAUAUCAGUGUACUUACUUUAUAUAUACUUAUUACAUUUUAUCAUUUAUAAUUUUAUAAUUAUAAUCAUCAACUGUAUUAACUUUUAAAAGAUAAAAUAUAUUUUUUUUAAUAUAAAUAAAUAUUUUAAAUUGUGGUUUAAUGUAUUUGGACUGAUUUUAAUAUUAAGUAAAUUUUAUUAUGCUAUAAUUAUAUUUUUACUAUUAAUAAUAAAUGUUUUAUUUUAA